AUGGAUUUUGGAAUUUAAAACUAAACAGAUGAAUAAUAGUAGGCCAACAAAGAAUCAUCGAAUCAAAAUGUCAAUGAGGGAAAUAAAAAAUAAACUGGUUUUUGUGCAUUUUUGACAGUCGAAUUUUAUACUCCUUAUUUCAAUGUGACUGAAACUGAUGUAAUACAAAGAAUCCAAGGGACAUUCUUGCCACUCAAGCCAGACUUUCUAAAUCUGAUUCGAGGAAAUCCUGAUUUAUGGGGCCCAAUUUGGAUAAAUGCUACCUUAAUCUUUAUGAUCACAGCCAUAGCCAAUUUAAGAUAGAUAGACGAAGAGAAAGAAAAUCAAUCCUUCGUAAUUAGUUAUGUCCCAUAAGCAACUGCUUUACUAUAUAUAAUAGCAUUUGGAACUCCAUUAGUCUUAGCUGCUGUUAUGAAGUUUUUAGGAGUUGACUUAAGUUUCUUCUAAACUAUAUGCCUAUAUGGAUACUCAAUGUCAACACUAUUACCAAUAACCAUCUUAUGUUAUUUCUAAAAUGAACUAUUCUUAUGGUUGAUAAUCGUUUAUGGAUUUGCUAAUUCCUCUCUGUUUUUGAUUAUUAACCUAAAGGAAGAAUUAGAUAAAUUGUAGAUCUAGAAGAAGUAUAUUAUUAUAGGAAUAGUUGUGACAAUGCAGCUAUCACUAUAUUUGUUUUACAAAUUAGUUUUCUUCUCUUAUGUAACGGAGUGAAAUACAUUAAAUAUUUACAUAUUGUUGAUAAUAAUUCAUUUUCUUUAA
Messenger RNA from Paramecium tetraurelia, 756 nucleotides. RefSeq lists its product as uncharacterized. Gene Ontology annotation, biological process: vesicle-mediated transport. Gene Ontology annotation, cellular component: membrane; Golgi apparatus. The transcript is spliced from 4 exons. Gene Ontology annotation, molecular function: small GTPase binding. NCBI's taxonomy places the organism in Eukaryota, Ciliophora, Oligohymenophorea, Peniculida, Parameciidae. The record is from RefSeq and is a predicted model, not a curated record.